UAAACCAACAUUUGAACAAGACAGUUGUUUUCAUUCGAACUAGAAACUCCCUUCAUGGGAUAUAUGUACUACAUUACACUUUGACUUAAUUAGCGUUAAGAUGGGUCCGUGUAGUUACGAUAUUGAUGUUGCCUCGUUGUGGUGUUUUUUGAGCUGCGGUAACCAGUUAACACCAACUUUGCCGUGAGUUCGUCUGCCUCUGUAUCUUAGUGAACUAAAACAAUAUUAGGAAGGAAAUCAACCUGUACUUUAAUUAGUUUUUUGAUACAAUACAGUUAUAGUUCCGCCAUUUUGAACAAAAUUUUGUAUAAUGUACACUCAAAGUUUCCUCGAUUAUCCUAUUUUUAUUAAUGAAAACCAUAUCGAAAUCGACUGCAGGGAUUAAAAGUAAGCGGACAAACAGACAGCAUCAUUGUUUUAUAGAUACCGUUCAGAGAAGAUAUUUUUAGUAUGUACCUAUUUUGUUACCUACAUACACUAUGUCAUGUUACGUAAUAAUAUGUAUUUUGUUACAUAGUUUCGUUAUCGAAUUCAUUUAUUAUACAAAAUUUGGAAACUGCUUUGAAUGUUUAAUUAUAUUUCUCCAAUUUAGUUACACCCUGGGGUAGGCACUGUGUACCUUAGUAAGUUGUUUACUACAUAGUUACUAGAAUCUCGAUUUAGUAUGGUUUACACUUCAAUAACUUACAUAAAUCGACAUGAUUUAUAGGUAGAGUUAAACUUGCUUAACAUAGUUGUUGUUAUGUUACGGUAGACAGACAUUACCAAAGAAUCAAGUGUGGGGAGACGGCGAGAGGAGUUGAGUCUACGCACGCGCUCUGUUGUUGAGAGUUCACACGCGCGCUUCGAAACCGCGGUGGGCCUCCACGUGUCGAACGCUACCGCUUGCCCCACCCCAUCUCCUUCACACCGCACACAUCCAGCUAUGACAUUCCAUCCAACCUUCAACAAAACGCGACGCGUACCGUCUACCUACCGUGUUUGUGGUGACAGGUUUUAAAACAAACACAAAUACAGAAUUAUUACUUCUUACUUCUGAUUUUUAGACAUAGUAUUUAGAUAUUUAAUUAUUAGAGUACGAUUUUUUAAUAAGUAAUAACGCAAGUAGAUUCUGUUAUAAUUUUAAUCAUUAACAUUUUACUUACCUACAUAUUGUUAUGAUAAUACUAAAAUAAUAAUAUAAUUACCUACUUUUAAAGUUAGUAUUAUAUUCCUCUCGAACCGUAUUCGCGACCUACGUAAGUUCAUAGGUAUUGAUUGAUUGUUAUGGUAGGUACAUAACAACGGAAUGGUACAUAUGGUAUGUAGGUACGUAUGGUACCUUAAAUUAAACAACAGCAAUGAACAGAAAACACCAUAAUACCAACCUUUAUAUUCGAGAUUAAGACUAUAUUAUGAAAAACCGAAAUAUGUUUGUUGAUGAUUUUCACGAGCAAUAGAAUAUUACGAGUAUAAUAGAAUAUUAUUUAUCAUUUAUACAAUGUAAUGUGUUCUACAUUGCAUUUUAUCGGGAUUGUGUCACUUUCUUGUCCAUUACCAGUCGCGUCGUUUUAUUGGCAGGUACUUAAGUAAAAUCACGAAUCAGCGAAGACACUGUCGUGUUUAUUACAGCAGAUAUACCCACACGGCGUUGUCCGGGUCAUGUUCAUGGUCUUAUGUGUUAAUUCAAGAUAUACUUCAACUGAUUUUUGCGGAAUUUCAUAGAAAUCUGUUGACGCAAUUUUCGCGAUUGUGUAACAAACCUCCAAACACACAAACACCCAUUUAUAAUAUUGUAUAGAGUAUGUGUACAUUAUGUUCAUAGCAAAUAAUUAGGUAUCUGUUAGUUUAUUUAAUUUUUUCUUUAGGGGUCGGUUUCUAGCGUAAAGAAAUGUAGUGUAAAGAUAUUGUACAGACAACAGGAAAACUCUACAACCAUAUACCUACUGAACAGAAGCAGAACUAAACAGAAGCUGGACAGAAGCAAAUGGAGAUAAAUCAUAUAUGGUUACGAUUCUCAAGGUGGAGGGUAAAACAAACAAGAAGAAGAAGAAGAAAAAGUUUCUUUUAGUAUCUAGUCAAUAAAUUAAUGAGUGUGUGAGUCUUACUUAACGAUGUGCUCCUAAAAAAACCCAGAAAUUAAAAAGCUAAAAAGAGGCAUUGUAAUCAUGAUCUGAAUUUUUCCUGGCGUUACCUGGGCAUCGAUUUAUAAGCGUGGAUAUUUAGGACACAGGGGUGAAACGAUGAAACGGGUGGCUUGAUGGAGAUUCGACUUGAAGCCGCGCUGGCGCGUUAUGUCAUGACGCCACGCGCGAGCAUUCCGGGCCGGGAGUCUUCAGUUGAGCGAUCAAGCGACGGCAGUCGGCCGCAGACUGUCGGUCGAGUGCAUGUGUUUUUUGAUCACGGAUCGCUGUAUAUGAAUCACAACCUACGCCAACAUUAGAAACGUUAACGCUUCGCAUCCAAAUCAUCAUUGUAUAACAUGAUAGGUGACGAGGAGCGAGUUCAUCAGUGCGGCGAGUGUGGUUUGACAUUGUCCACCCGCAGUGCGCUUACAGCACACGCACGAUCCCAUCGUUCUACUGCUGAUGCACAUCGCUGCGACGUGUGCCAUAAGACUUUUGCUGUGCCUGCACGACUCGUGCGCCACUACCGAACCCAUACUGGCGAGCGACCAUUUGAAUGUGAAUAUUGCCAUAAAAUGUUUAGUGUGAAAGAAAAUUUGCAAGUACACCGUCGUAUUCACACAAAGGAGAGGCCGUAUCGGUGCAAUGUUUGUGAUGCGGCAUUCGAGCAUUCCGGAAAACUUCACAGACAUGCUAGAAUCCAUACCGGCGAGAGACCGCACGCAUGUCCACAUUGUCAUAAGACGUUCAUACAAUCUGGUCAACUGGUCAUACAUUUAAGGACCCACACAGGUGAGAAACCCUAUCGUUGUCCUGCACCUGGAUGCGGAAAGGGCUUCACCUGCUCUAAACAGCUUAAAGUACAUUCUCGUACCCACACGGGAGAGCGACCCUAUACUUGUGAAAUUUGUCUCAGGGACUUUGGUUAUAAUCAUGUUCUCAAAUUACAUCGUUUUCAACAUUUUGGCGAGCGCUGUUAUCGUUGCACUGUAUGCGACGGUACAUUUAAUACAAAAAAACAAAUGGAGGCCCAUAUUUACAAAGAACAUGGCGCGGAAGCCCCCCGCACUGCACCUUUACAGAGUACAACACCAAUGGCUGCCGAUGGUAAAGUGAUGUGUGACUUGGUUGAAGCUGCUUUGCAACAGCUUCCUCCUACUCCACCUAGUUCACCGCCAUCACCUAGAUGUCCCAGUAUUUCAGUGGUUCCAAUGAUGCCAUCGUCAACUCAAGUCAACGAUACGCCGACAUCAUUAGCUGCGGUCCCCGUACAUUACAUUUCGUUGCCGUCUGAUUUACCGCCUAGAAAACGUAAAUUUAUUCCUCACAUAAACGAAGAAAUUACUCCGGCUGUGCGUCAUACUUCUGUUAUACAAUUUGCUCCGCCAGCUACAGAAUCAUAGUAGUGCUUGUUACAAAAUCAAUUAAAUUUAAAGUUAAAAAUUAACAUUAUUAUUAUAAUCAUUAAAGGCUUAAGAUAUUUUAGGUAGGUAUUUCAAGGCUGUUUAUUGGUUCGAUUGCAUGAGAAUGUGGAAUAUAGUGCUUGUGUUAGAUGAAUAGUUUGUUAUAUUAGGUACCUAGUUGAACUUUUAUGAUCUGGAAUCGGUUAAGUGUCAUUUAAAAUUUGUAUGUUUCAAUGAAUCAUUAUUAGUUAUGGAGAACCUCAGUUACUCUAGGAAUGCAUUUUGUUGAUCGGGUAAUUUGAAAGCUAUAAAUGUUUCGUUAUUUGUUUUUAUAAUCAACGUAUUUAAUCUAACGGUAGGUAUAUAGGUUUUUAAUGUGAUUUUGUGGUAAACUAGCAUUUACAAUUUCCGACAGUUUCGGUCAAGCCAUUUUUAAUUAAUCUGAUAAAAAAAUGUUAAAUCUAAAACCAAUUGUUGUAGGUUUUUGUUUUAAGUAAGUACAUUUAUAAUGAAUUAUUUAAGCAAAACGUUACAAUGCAUUAUAUUAAUGGAUUAUUACUACUUGAUCAUUAUACAUGCCUGUGGCUGUAUUGAAUAGCGUUUGAUUCGAAAAUCACAAACUCAAGAUAAUAUCCGUCACAUGUAAAAUCAAUAUUGAUUUGGAUGUUAUGUUUUAUAGAAAAAAAGUUUGUGUUCCAAUUUAUUUAUGAAACUGCUAUAUUUGGGAAUAAACAUUUUUAAAGAAA
This is a messenger RNA of Bombyx mori (domestic silkworm), 4254 nucleotides long. RefSeq names its product Kruppel homolog 1 (gene Kr-h1). The record is from RefSeq and is a predicted model, not a curated record. Lineage: Eukaryota; Metazoa; Arthropoda; Insecta; Lepidoptera; Bombycidae. Gene Ontology annotation, molecular function: DNA-binding transcription factor activity, RNA polymerase II-specific; RNA polymerase II cis-regulatory region sequence-specific DNA binding. Gene Ontology annotation, biological process: regulation of transcription by RNA polymerase II. The transcript has 3 exons. Bases 2462 to 3508 code for a protein of 348 amino acids.